This is a messenger RNA of Lytechinus variegatus (green sea urchin), 1855 nucleotides long. RefSeq lists its product as uncharacterized. The record is from RefSeq and is a predicted model, not a curated record. The transcript has 5 exons. NCBI's taxonomy places the organism in Eukaryota, Metazoa, Echinodermata, Echinoidea, Temnopleuroida, Toxopneustidae. Bases 366 to 1496 code for a protein of 376 amino acids.
UUUUAAUUAAAAACCUUAAUAGUUUCCAUAGUUUUACUCCAACAAGUGGCACGUCUUUUUUAUCGUUUUGGGCUCUUGGUGGACGGGAUACAAUUGGCGUGAAGAAGAUAACAAGUCAUAACAAGACUGACUGUGACAGCUACAGCCUAGCUACGACUACGCCUUCAUAAAUUAACACUAGGGCCGCCCUAGCCCUACAGUCGACACGGGGCCGAGGGCGUUCAGUCUUACUCUUACCGCGCCUGCCGUGGUCGAGCCGGGCGGGGCAACCAGCAACCAUCCCCUUGCUUCCUUCCAUUACUGGUUUUUGCUCGAUCUCUCUGAUUGACAGAAGUCAACACAAGACUUCAACCCAUCCAUCAGACAUGCUGAAAUACAUUAAUCAUCUUCAGACUGCCAUUGUGCUGCUGGUGGUAGUAACAUCCGCCAAAGAGUUCAUCUCCAAGGAGGAGAAGGGAAGGAAUGUUGAGCUUCAAUCCUUUACUAUCAACUCUCCAGAAAGCAUUGGAGUGAUUUUCAAGUCGGAAGGUUUGCUCUUCAACAUCAGUUCUGACAUCCAAGAUGAAGAACCCAAAGUACUAUCGAAAUUGCAGAAAGCUAGAGAGGGAACAGCUGGAAAUGUUGUUUCCGUCAUCUCAGUGGUUGAUCUAGAAGAUAGAAUGGGAAAGAAUGGACAGCCAUUCAUUCUGUCAAAACUGGAGAUUCCAAAGAAAUUUCUGUACCAACGAAAAAUUCCAGAUAUGGAAGCAAGGAUCACAUCAGCAGCCAAGGACAUGGUUUUGGCCUCUCAGGCAUUUUCAACGUCUACAGGAAUUGCCCUCUCUGACCUUGUCAAACUUUAUGAUGCAAUGAUUGGGUAUCUGGUACCAAUCUCUGAUGUGCAGAACAAGUUCAACCAAGUGAGGGCAGCAUUUAUCUACCACGGUUCCAUUGCCAGAACAGCUCUUCGUCUGUCGAAGGGAGUGCCAUCAGAGGGUGCUUGUCCGGCUCACCAGGCUUACGACUUUCAGGGGUUGUUUGCAUGUCAGCAGGAGUAUAGCCACCAUGCGAAGAAGGUCCUGUCAUCAAAAAUCUUGGAUUGCAAAGAUGUGGAAUGUGUAAAGAAAAUUCACUGGUAUCUAGCCCACUUACUAAGUGAGGAUGGCCUUGAUCUUGAGGAAACCAUUGAGCUUGUCGAGGAUGUCUUGGGUCUUGGUCUUGGAAACAACUCCAAGUUGGCUGAGGAGGUAGCAAGGUUGAUUGCAUGUGGCAACAUCAGCUGUUUUGAACCAGGGUGCAACUCAUGGAUUUACACGGAUGGCUGGUUCAUCUUUGGGUCUGACUGGGGAUGCUGCGGAGACUACAGAGGAUGUUGUUUCCUAGCAACGGAGACGUGUCUGGUCCACGAUGCUAUCUGCACCUGCUGCUCAUUCCCAACCUUCUGCCUGGAUCCAUUCUGUAAACCUGAUCCUUGGUGUAACAAUGUCACCACCACUGUACCUCCUCCAUUUCCUUAACACUAAGUGAAGGUGAAUCACCGAUUCUUUGUGUCGGUGCAAGACCGCCCUUAAUACCAUGCUUUGCGUGCAAAAACGCCCUUAGCAGCAUCAGUGCAUUGUGUAAGGGCUUUUCUGCACUGUUGCGGUGCGCAAAAAUAUUUUGUUAUGGAUGAUCUUGCACCGACACGCUGAAUUGAUUUAAUUCUGCAUUGACAAUUGUGCCUGAAACUCCUAGGGGGUGUUUCACCAAGAGUCGAGUCCAACUGAAUGUCAUGUUUAAGUGCCAAAGUGCAUUGAAUGUGCAAUCUCAUAGAUUAAUAAUAAAAUAGAGCCUGUUUAUGUGAUCUGGGGGCCAUUUCAUAAAGCUAUUCGUAAGU